Messenger RNA from Mercurialis annua (annual mercury), 1338 nucleotides. RefSeq lists its product as uncharacterized. The record is from RefSeq and is a predicted model, not a curated record. The transcript is spliced from 2 exons. The coding region runs from base 1 to 1338 and encodes 445 amino acids. Lineage: Eukaryota; Viridiplantae; Streptophyta; Magnoliopsida; Malpighiales; Euphorbiaceae.
AUGGUACAAAGUUUAUCCAAAGCAGCGGUCUGUAAGCUAUUUCCGACAACCCAAAAGGGACCCGCAGCAAUAUGGUACCAAAGCUUAAAAGAAGGAUCGAUUCGAAGUUUUAACGAAUUGGCAAGAGCGUUCCGAACACACUUCGCCCCGAGUAUACAACACAAAAAGAAGUCCAGCGACCUCAAACUCUGCUAUCAGAAACCGAGAGAAAGUUUGCAAAGCUACAUAGGAAGAUUCAAUGCCGAGGCGGUGGAAGUAGGAAACCUAAACGACGAUACAAUGAUAGACGCAAUGAAAGAUAAUACAACGAUGAUGGCAUUCCGCGAUAAUCUGAUCACCAAUCCGAUGAGGAACACCAGAGAAAAGCCGCCCAGACGACAAGCCAUGUUUCGACACCAAGGCCGACUUUCAACAACACCCCCGGCCAGACAGGUUCGGCCCGAGGGAACAGCGACAACCACCGCCACCUCGGAUGGAACCACAUCGACCGGUGAAGUUAGAAGAUCAAGUCUUCAUCCCGCUCAACACUCCCCGAUCGCAUAUCUUAAUAUGGAUACAAAUAACAUUGAACGAGUUCGAUAUCCACCCAAAAUGCAGUAUGAGGGAGAUAAGCAAAAAUAUUGUCAGUUCCAUGACGGGCAUGGACACAUCACCGACGAGUGUGGUAGCCUCAAAAAAGAGAUUGACCGACUGGUGCAAAUAGGCCGAUUAAAGUACUUUGUCGCCCAAAAUAAAACGUUCACACCCGGGAGAAACAACCCAACUAAUCAGAACACCAGGCGAGAAAGCGGUCCCCCACCAAAGAGACAAAAUUUCGCCGGAGUUAUUAACACGAUAGCUGGGAGAAUAACCAACCCUGAGUACAAACAAGGUCAAAAAAAGAGGCAAAAAUUGGUGAUGCACAUAGCCACGACAGAAGUGUUGCCCGACGUUAGUGUCACCUCGGAAGAUGGAGAAGGAAUCGAUUUCCCUCACCAGGAUCCAAUAGUCAUAUCGAGUUUAAUUGAGAAUUUCGGGGUUAUGAGGCAGCUGAUAUAUGAAGGCAGCUCAGUUAAUCUAAUCACCAAAGAAGCUUAUCUCGGUAUCGGUUGCUCGGUGCUGAACUUAAAAAAGGUUAGUACACCACUUGUCGGCCUCGGAGGAUCCCCAGUACAAGCAGAAGGAGUCGCCGAGCUAACUGUCGAACUCAGACAAGAUAAUGGAAACCCAUUGGGAGGACUAACUGGUCUUACGGCCAAGUUAAAAACACUAUUCAUGGUGGUCGACAUGCCCCUAGCAUAUAAUGUUAUCCUCGGUCGGCCAAUGCUCUACGCUACAGGCGCGGUGACAUGCAUCUGA